Messenger RNA from Ictalurus furcatus (blue catfish), 12446 nucleotides. RefSeq names its product TSC22 domain family protein 1-like. The record is from RefSeq and is a predicted model, not a curated record. Bases 1096 to 3660 code for a protein of 854 amino acids. NCBI's taxonomy places the organism in Eukaryota, Metazoa, Chordata, Actinopteri, Siluriformes, Ictaluridae. The transcript is spliced from 3 exons. Gene Ontology annotation, biological process: regulation of transcription by RNA polymerase II.
AAAUAUUUAUGUGGGGGAAAAAAUGUGCUGUUAACAUUAAAAGCUGAAAUAAAACAAACAGACAAAAACACUACAAUCGUCUCAGACUGAUGACGUAAUUUGAACGUGACACGUCCUUGUUGUAUAAGACAUAACUGAACUGAAGCGCAAAUUAAUGAGAAACCAAAAGAGAAAAAUACCAUGAAACAAAUACCUCGAAAAGUAAAGUGUGCCAUAUAAGUGUAUUAUAUUUGUGAUAUUUUCGUUUUUGUUAUUAUUCAAUCUCACUACAUAACCCGCUAAAGCAGUGAACCCGUGUCCACUCUGCCUGGUGCAAAUGGGUCUCCUCCCAUUUGUUGUCAAAGGAGGAUUUGUUAGCAUGCUAGCUAACGGCAUUCAACUAUGCCAAUGCGCGGCUGAAGAUCACAGGGAAGAGAAUGAUACAGCAAACCACCUGAAACCAUGAAAUGGAUAUGCCAAAUUGACAACCAUUUGAAGAGGACUAAAACCAGAACAAGGAUUUUAUUGUAGAAGAUGCUUUAGUCGCGUUGUCUUUAUUAAACCAUCAAGCAGAAUAAUACGCGCUCCAGUCCAACAACGUUCGCCCGAGUAUGAUGGAGGUGAUGUCGUAUGACAACAGUUUGUAUUGAAUUAUCUAGCCAGCUCCUAUCGUUGUAUGAUAACGGAUGUCAGUCUCAACCCAGAAUUUGGGACAUGGAAAUACGUGUUUAGAUAACAUGCGUUGAACUGUGCCUAAUACGCACAUGCACUUCUGCAUGUAUUUCAGACAGGUCCGAUCAGGAAACCUAGCAGUCGUUGGUCCACGAAAGUAUUUUAGCAUUGCAGCUAGCUUGUAGGCACUGACCUGCUUAGUUAGCGUUAGAGUAUUAACGUUAAGCUUUGAACACAUAAAAAAAGUUCGUUUUCAUUGCAGCGGAUCUUUGUCAUGCGUCUCACACUAGUUUUAAUCUGUGAAUAUUAGUGUACUGUUUGUUAACUAGCAUUCCGCUAACUACGCCAGUCCUUAAACCGGAGCUCGUGCGCUAGCCGACACUUUAUACCAAAGCACGGGUUACUUUAGCUCUUCUCUACUUAGUGAAUACACGGUUUUAUGAAAUGCAUCAGUCUGAAUCAACCGGGGAUUCUCCCGGGACCAAUAAGGUGGCACACGCAUCUGUUUUUACCAGUCGUAGGGGCAGUAACACGGGAAGUGGUGGUACGUCUGCCACUUUGAACGCAGUCAGCAUGAACUGUAAUGCCAUCCCGACUGAUGACCACCAGUUAUCACGAUUAAUUCACCAUACACCCCCAGCUGGAUCAUCCUCACCAAGCCCUCAUCAUUCUGCCAACAGCCUGAAUGUACAGGUGCAGUCUCAAUCUCACCAAAGCGCUGGGGCCCAAGUGAAAAAGAAGAGUGGCUUUCAGAUUACAAGUGUCUUGCCGGCGCAGGUCAGUGCUAGCACUAACAACAGUAUAACAGAUGAUCAAGAGAGCUAUGACGAUAUGGAUGAGUCACAUACUGAGGAUCUGUCCUCUUCUGACAUUCUUGACGUGUCUGUGUCACGGGCCACUGACACAGGUAUUCCUGAGAGAAGUUCUUCUGAAGAAACGCUAAAUAGUCUACAUGGAGGAGAGACUCCUGGAGUUAUAUCACCUAAUGAGCCAGUGAAUACUCACUUGCACUCUGUACAACCAGGAUAUAUAGUGAAUGGGACUGUUCAUCACCAUAACCACUAUCCUCCUGGACACCAUAAGGACCUGGGGAUGGCCUCAAUGGCUAUGCCACAACAGCCAUUUCAAGGGGUACCUGUGUGCUUUGCAUCACUAAAUAGCAGUGCUCCAUCUACAGGCACCACUGUGCAAUCUUUUACUGCUGUCCAGAAUAUAACCCAAAUAUCCACUUCAGUCCAAGCUGCUGUUGUUGAUGUAAGUGCCACUGGAAAAGUGAACCAGACCUUAUUUUCAGCAUCAGGCUCUACAAGUGGUGCCAGUGAAACAGGGAUGCCAGGGGGUGUGAUUGGGUCAAAUGCUACUGGAGAAGGACUCCUUGGUGAAACAGUGCCUGAAGGAAACAGUACAAUGGGAAUUAUAGUAACAGCUGUGCAGCCUCCUCCAGCAUCCAGCACCCCUCAAAUUCAGGCUUCCACAUCCAUUGCAUCCCGUUUCAGAGUAGUGAAGUUGGACUCCAGCUCGGAGCCCUUCAGAAAGGGACGGUGGAUGUGCACAGAGUAUUAUGAGAAAGAAGCUCCUGCUGCAGCUCCGUUUACAGAUGCAGCACCUACCUAUCAAGCUGUGGAGUGCUUCAUCCAUUCCGAGAGUGAAAGCACAAGUGGAGGUUCAUCUUGUAGCACGAUGAGUGGUGCAGGAGAUCAAGGAAUACAGCCUACCCAGCCGAUAUUUGUACAACCUGCUGUCCCUGUUCUACAACCAAGUCUUUCCCAAAACUCUCCCCAACUUCACACACAUUCUCAAGAUACUGGAAUGCACACUCUUGCUUCACCAGCUGUAGCCUCCCCUAACAACCCACAAGUUGUUUCAGUCCCAAAUCUAUUAGGAACUGAAGGUCAGCCUCCCCCUCCCAGGGCUGAACAGCAGAGCCCCUACAUCGCAGAGGGUCACGCUGGCCAGUUAAAGAGUGGCUACCCUAUUAAUCAACAGCCUUCUGUGCUCAUGAACCCGGGUUUGCAGUCAGUAGAUUAUGCCCAAAUCUCACAUUGCAUCCAAUCCCCAGCACAGUCUCAUCAGAUGCUGCCAGUUCAGAGCAGUAUAACACCUAGGGCUACCCCAGGACCUAGCCUUCCAUUUGGGACUCCCACAAUGACUGUCUCACACUCUGUAUCUUCAAGGCCCCAAGUUCCAAUUCCACAGUUCGCACAAGGUAGCACAGUAAAUCAGGUCCAGCAACAUCAAACACAAAUGCCCUCAGAGCAGCAACAGCAGGCCACUGCUAAUCAGCCACCCCAACCAACGUCUUUGACUACAGGCCAGACUGCACCUAGUUUACCUUCAUCUUCUCUUCAGAGCAAUAUUCAACUAGGCAUUCCUACUUCCCUCGUGCAUGGAGGUACUGUUGGAGGUCACUCUGGUGGGCUAGGUCUGACCUUGCACCACAAGGGAGGCCAGUCCUCCCAGCUUCCCCUAGCAAGAGGCCCUUAUAGUGGUGUAACACCUCUGACAGCCUCCCAGCUCGAAGAUGCUGGGCGUCUACUUUUCCAGCACCAGUCCCUAUUUUCUCUGCCCCGGCUGGCAACAGGUGGUGUGUCGGGGCUUGCUGGACAUUGUGGCUUUGAAGCAAGUGCCAGUUUUGUACAGGAGGGUAGUGCCAGUGGAGAUGCUGGUUCUUUAGCUACAUCUGCAGGCACAGAUGAAGACAGCUCUUCGGGUGCUAGUGUUGUGGCCAUAGACAACAAGAUUGAGCAAGCAAUGGACUUGGUGAAAAGCCACCUCAUGUAUGCAGUACGUGAAGAAGUGGAGGUGCUGAAAGAACAAAUAAAGGAGCUGAUUGAGAGAAAUUCCCAGCUGGAGCAGGAAAACAACCUACUAAAGAAUCUGGCCAGUCCUGAGCAGCUAGCUCAGUUUGAGGCUCAGGUGCAGAGCACCUCCCCAACCUUGGGUACUCAAUCAGGAACUCUGGGUGGUCCACCAACAUCACAUACCCAGGGUUUGGGUCCUCCAGUGUAACCUCUACCUCCUAGUAGAGUAAUGGAGGGCUACUGACCUACAAUCUCACCAAAAUAUAACAAGUUAAACAAUACUGUGAACACUUUCAUGACUGGCAGCAAGAUUGCUAAACACAGCCACAGUUGCUGAGCCUUGAGGAUAUACUUCUAAACAUUUUCUCAUUUGCACAUGGUAAACUAUCAUAUGACGCUACUUGUUAAGAACCAACUCCUCGAGAGCUUUACAUGCUUCAGACAAUCAAUACGGAGAAAAAGACUUGAAGUGGACUGUAACAUAAGCCAAUCAUGGGGAGGAUAAAGAUGUUUGGAAUUCGGUCUAAUGAAUCGCACCUUCGCAUGCUCCAGAGUCUAUUUUGAAUUGUUCAUAUCGGCAGUGAGUGGGAAUUGUGCUGUUAUUGGUGCAUAAUCCCUCUUUCGUGACCAGUGCUUUUCUUUUUGUCUUAUGUCGUUUUCAUUUUUUAAAUGAAAAAUAAAAAGCACUUUACAGUGACUACAACGAAGAAAAUGAAAAAUUGGAACCUUUCAUCCCAAAUAUGAAUCUGGAAUGGUGAUUUAAUGCAUUUUAGUAAGGCUUAGAUGAAUUAUCUUUUUUUUUUUUUUUUGCAUUUUUAACAAUAAAUUCCUUUUAAAUUUUGGUAGUUUUCAGGCUUUAAAUUGAAUAGCUAUGCCUCAGUGUUCAGACUUUAAUCUCAUAAUUUCUGCCCUUCUAAACUUGUGGCUCAUGUAUUCUUAAGCAGGGAUACAAAGUGUUUCAGUAGUGGGACAUACAGUAGGUGUUUUUCUGCUGCAGACCUAGGGGUGGAUGUCCACCAAAAGUUAUUGAACAGUUUUUAAUUAAUAAAACAAAUGUUUGUGUAUGUAAAAUGACUGUAAUUAUGCAUAGCAGGGAAAAUUAAAAUAAAAUGAGUUGUUAAUGUACAGAUCAAGUUCAAACUGAAUAUACUGUAGUUUGGACUGAGCACACCGAGGAGCAGCACACAUUAUAAUGAAAUCUAUGUUUCUACAGGUUAAAAAUCCUGAUAACAGAUCUCAAGUUAUUCCAGUGAAAAAUCAUUGAUUCAUUGAGAUUUUUUUCUACCUUACAGUAAUGGACUCUAGAUGUAAUACAAGCAGUUUGGUCAUCACAAUUGUUAAUGACCUAUAAGUGUCAAAUCUUGCAUUGAAUUCCAUGCAUGUUCCUUUGAAAAACACAUGAAAAUGUGACGCAAUACAAUUGCACUAAACAGUUGCACCUCAAGUUUAAUAAAAUGAAGGAAAAAAAAACAUUAUUUCCAUGUAGUAUCUAACAUGCCAUUGCAUUUAUUACUAUUCCAUGUAUUAUGGAUGUCUGGGUAGUGUGAUCUGGAACCACACUUAUCUUGGUUUAUAGAACCGAAAACUGGGUCUUCUCAAGCUCCUUGUUAACAGAUCAUAGUCAGUAGCUAAAUGCACUAUACAAUAUGCCCCUUUUAUUAUGCACAGUAACAACACAGAUUUUUUUGUGAUGGGAGAAAAGUUUAUAUCCCUAAAUAGGUGGGAGGUAUAGCUGCUGAACAGCUGUUGCCUGAUAAUCAAGAAAAGGAAGGUGAAAAGAUUAAACUUGAUACUACAAUUAGUUUUGUCCAUCAUUGUUAUAAGGAGUUCAUAGCAUUCAAACCAUCAAAGCUUAUAAAUAGUGUUUUAUAUUUGGGCACAGCUUUUGCAAUGUGUGUUGAAUAUGAGAGUAAAAUAGGACAUAUGAUCAAUGAGAAAUGGGUUACUGUGAGAAUCCUUUCUGCUUUUAUUGAUAUGCUUGUUGGUUGUCAUGUGAUCUGGGUGUGACCAGAAAGUUAUUUUAGGUUUUGCAGCCAGGAACCAUUUAAACUGUAAAAAAUAAAUUCCAUGGACCUCCCUAGCAUAUAGCCUAUUUGUUUUAGAAACAUAAUCCAAUUACAGAUUAACACAUUGAUGCACCAUACCAAAUGUUAGCUUGAUCAGAUUUAGUAAUCACGUCAGAAUAAUCAGGUUUCUGAGAAACCUAUCUCCACCCCAUGUAUGACCACACCCCAAACUUUGCAGCUCACUUCAAAAUCUUGUCCUAUACAUGAUUCAAGUUUUGUGUGAAUCCACAUGAGGAAUUAUGAGUUACAGCUGUUUGAGUAAAUUAGGCUCAGCCUAAUUAGCAUUGAUUGACAUGCAGUGGCCAUUUUGUUUAAAUUAUGAAAAUGUACUUGAUAAUUAAUGAGGUUCACACUCUGCUGAGUAAUUUGACAGCAGGGGGGGGGUAAUUUUGUUCGCAGGACUCACAGUUCAUAAGAUAUAGACCAAAAAAUAAACACUUGCGCUAUCAUUACAUGUGACUAGUUCAUUUCAUUUAUGUGAGUAGCAAUUGUAAUACUGCACCUACCAAUCAAGUUUCAUAUCAAUACACUACAGUUUAGGCUGCACAUUUCAUUUUAGAGGAGAAAAAUAAUAAUAAUAAAUAUAGCUGCAAGCACCAAUUUUGGGGCCAAGCCUGACAGAGGCAAAGUGAGGAGAUAAGCAAGUAUUGUUUUAGAAUGGUCAUGAUUUUAUGACAAAGUGUUCAGAACUUAGAAGCAUAAAUGUGCUUAUUACAUAUCUUGUGAAAACUAGGUGGCACUGUUCCAAAACAAUUACCAGUUCAAGUCAUGAUGACAUUGUAAGAGCCAUUAUGUUGUAGUGAAUGUCUGUUGUAAUUCCAUUGUUUAACACUGGGUGGUGUGGGUCUAAUUAUUAUAUAGGUGGUAGCCAGAGAGUAAGAGAAGGGAGGUGUGUAAUGGAGGGAAGCACAACAAUUUUUGACUGUGUCAGGACAUGUGCAAGUGGAAGCAAGCUUGUGGGAUUACUAUGUGAUUGUGCAUUGGAACUGUGAGUUUAAAAUGACAUCUACGAGCUUUGUGAUAAAGUUGAUCAAAGCAGUAGUAGACUGGAAGUGUGUCUUGUUUGGAUCUCAUGUGUCAGAAACACCUACAACACCUCUAAGUGACAAGAUGGUCAUUUGUCACUUCAGACAUAUAUAAAAUUUGGUCUACAUAUGCUAAAUCUUUAUGGAGAUAUAGCCUCACGUUCAUUUUGGCAUGCUCGCCAACAAAUUUGUUUGUGUGUUAUUCGAGAAUGGUUUGACUAAUCAACUAGCAUUCCAUAAUUUUUUGUUGGCAUGGUCUACAGAUGAUGUGAUUUGAUUUUGGUCAAAAUUGGACAAACGGUCUAGGAGGAGUUCGAAAAAAUAGGUUUUCAAAACAUUUAAAAAUGGUGGACAGAAGUUUGCUCGAUCGUGACAUAAUUGGUACCAUUGUUCUUGGUAUGAACCACAGUAUCUAUCAAGACCUGUACGACAGUAGGAAAAAAAGAGUCAAUAGCUAUUAGCAUUUUAAAAAAAAGUAUUAAACUUUUUGAGUCCCUUCAGAGCAUGGUGCCAAAUAAAACAUACAGAGUUUCGUAAUGAUAUGCCAAGUCGAUUGCAAAAUACAUCAUUUUAUGACUAAAUUCAAAAUGACCAACAUCCAAAAAUGGUAUUGUUUUACUCAGUAUGUAGCACUUGAUCUAAAGAGACAAUUUUCGGCCAAAGUGUUCAAGAGUUAUAAGCCAAAAAAAAAUCAGUUUUUGCUAUCUGCUGACCAGUAGGGGGCAGUGCACCAAAACACUGCAGGUAACCUCAGGGACUAAUAAUGAUGACGUUCUCAUACCGUUCGAGUUAUAGCCAUUUAAGUAAAAGUGGCAACACCAAAACUUCAAACGUUUUGCUGUGCCCUUGUGGGGGUAAAUAAAAAUUUUUGAUAACUAUUGAUCUAAGAUGUCCAAAAUAUUGUCCUGCAGUAGUUUUAUUUCACUUGAGGAAAAACCUAUGACUAAUUCACAAAAGUAAAUUUUUAACAUUAUCUGAAAUAUUUACCCACAAUUUUUGACAGACACCAAUGGUUCUUGAGGCAAACAUGUUUAGAAUGAGAAGACCUAUCAUUUGAUAUAUAUUAGUUGUGUUUUUUCAAAACACUGCGUUAUAUACAACCGUUAACUCCAACAAAAAUCGUGAUAGUCAUGAAGUCUAUUAAGAGAUUGGUGCUAAGACACUUGAAAGACAUCAUUGGCGCCCUCUAGACCCCUUUCAGCUAACAGGUGAUAGGUCUUUCACCUAAUGAGAUAGGUCUGUAGUCAUUUGGCCUCGUGAGCCUGUGUGUGUGUGUGUUUUUGUGACGAGGAUGAUGAUGGAGCAUUUCAAGCAGGAGGGUACUUCACACUGCUCCAGUGAUCUGUUGAAGAUUCUAGACUUUUGUUUUAGGAAGACCUGACAAACAUCUUCCUCACAGAUCCUAUGUGGCAGAGUGGCAGAGUGCAUACUGUUGGAUGUGUGGAGAGAUUAAUGGAUUGGGUGUAGGCAGGGUUUUUUUUGAAGGUACAAUACAACAUGUUCAGGUUGUCAGCCAGCUGUUGCCUGUCCACAGAGUGGGGGGGGAGGUGUAGUUGGUGAUGUCUUUCAGGCCUUUCCACACUGUUUCAAGGUCAUUAUCCAAUAAGCUGGUUCUCAGCUUUUCAGAGUAGUUCCUCUUAGCAACUCUUACCUCCUUUGCCAAGGUGUUUUUUGCCUGAUUAUACAGGAUUUUGUCCCCACAACUGUAGGCCUCUUCUUUGACUGAAGUGUCACAUUUUUCCUGUGAACCAUGGUUUGUCAUUGUAUGUUAAGCAGGUCUUGGUGGGUACACACAUAUCCUCACAAAAACUGAUGUACACUGUUACAGAGUCAGUUCAUUGAGAUUGAUAGCUGCAGUUUCAAUAACACUCCAGUCAGUGCAGUCAAAGCAGGCUGGUAAUUCCAACUUUGCCUCAUUAGUUCACCUCUUAAAAGUCCUGACUACAGACUUAGCAUGUUUUAGUUGCUAUCUGUACAGCAGGUCAGGAGAAGGUGCACCAGACAGUGAUCAAAAUGUCCCACAGUUGCCCCAGGGGACAGAGUGAUAUGCUUUCUUUAGAAUGGUGUAGCAGUUAUCCAGUGUGUUAUUUUUUCUGGUGUGACAUUUAAUGUUUUGGUUGUAUUAAGAUAGCUCAUGUCUGAGAUUAGCUCUAUUAAAAUCUCCCAGAAUGAUAAGAAUGGAGUCUGGGUGUAGUUGAUCUGUUCUGAUAAUCUGAUCAGACAGCUUUUGCAGCUCAUCAUGUAUAAAGACUUGAGGAAUGGUAAAUGGUCUGCCAUUUACCUGGCCAUUUAACCUUAGUGGUUCUAACAAGCACUUACUCAUUCACCCAUUCUCACACACACACACCAAUGCAAGCAUGCAAGGCGCUAGCCUGCCAUUGGGAGCAACUUGGGGCUCAGUGGCUUGCCAAAGGACACUUUGGCAUGUGGAGAACCGCCAAUCUUGUGAUUAGUGGACAGCGUAUGCUACCACCUGAGCCACAGCCACCCCAAGGAGGGAUGUACACGUUAACCAGAAUCAGAGAAGAGAAGUUCUGUGGUGACUAGUAUGGUUUACAGUUGAAAAAAGGCUUCCAACUUAGGACAGCAUAUUUUCUACAAUACUGAAACAUCUGUACACCAACCUUCAUUAAAAUAAAAAUUAAGGUUGUCAUCACCCCUCAUUUUUCCUGAUAAUUCUGAGGAGCAGUCCUCUCUGUUGAGUAGGAAGACUGGCAAAUGUAGUGUGCUGUCUGGGAUGGUUUCAUUUAGCAAAGUUUCCGAGAAGCACAGAGCAGCAGAGUUGAAAAAGUCUCUGUUUGUAGCUGAAGUGUUAGCUUCACCAUUUUGUUGACAAGAGAGCAAAGGCUUGCUAGGUGGAUACUUGGGGGCUGAAUAUAUGCUUCACAUUUUGUGCAAAUCCAUGCAAACAGUCAUGAAUUAGAGCUGUGUGAGUAAAUUAGGCUCUGCCUUAUUAGAAUUCAUUGACAUGUAGCAGCCAUAUAGUUUACAAAUGUCAAAAUGUUUUUGAUAAUUAUUGAGCGUCUCAGUCUGCUGAGUAGCUUGACAUGAAAAUUAGGAGAUCAGACAAAAAGCCUAGUACAAAUUCGCAAAAUCAAAUGGUUCUUGGGAUUUUGUUCUUCAGGAGAAUACAAGGAAUAAGUAGCAUGAAGAAUUUUCACUGUAGGACUUUAAGAUAUUAGCCAAAAUGUAAAAUGCUUCGCUAUAGCACCACCAUUAGUCUGAUCAGGCUAAUCACUCUUGAGUGAGUAGUGAGAGGUAGUACUACACACUUACCAAGUUUCAUGUCUGUGGGAACUACAGUUUUGUCUACAUGAUCAGUUUAAGAGAAGAAGAAGAAGGAAGAGGAGGAGGAGGGAAAAAUCAAUUGGAUUCUAUAGGGGUCCACUCACUGGUCCAACAACGUUAUCCAAUGACGUGGUAGAAGGAUUCACACGUGUUUCUGUCUUUUCGAAGAGAUGUGAAUACAUUUAGAUUAUUACAUUUGUCAUUCCAAUUCUGUUUGAUGCUCUCAAAUUAAAUCUGAUUCCAAUUGUAAAAACCUCAAUAUUGUAUUUGUUUCCUAGUUAUUUAUAUUUUGAUACUUUUGAUCUUUUACAUUCAAUUAAUUCUAGUUUAUUCUAUACUUUAAAUUGUGCUCGUUCAUUCGGAUUCCGUGUCGCUCAGAGUCUCGCGCCAACCGUGUACGCAGAUCUCACGGCCGCAAACUCGCCAGUCUUGGUCAUUAGCCAGAGGUAAUUGACUAAUACUAUUUAAAUGGCCUCCCCAUGCUUGCCCUUUUCUAAAAAGUACUUUGUUGAGUCCCCUUAGAUAGUAAUACUUAAUUAUAGUAACGCUAUUCCUAGUCAGAGGUCAUGACCACUAAAAUUUACAGAGAUAGACCAAUAAUAUCUGAGUUAAGAUUAGCGUUAUAUAAUCAUACCAUAGUUUCCUAUGUACACUUAACUAGAAACUAUUACAAUAACCAGAGGUUUAGACUUCACCCUAUUUAGACUUGGUCGAUCAACUUUAUGUUGUCCUAAACGGAAAUUCCCUAUCAAGCCUGUACACACUAAGUACACUUAACUUAAUGCCAAGUUGUUAGCCUGGACUCUAAAAUCUCAGUUGGCGUGCCCCAAUGCUCCACCUAAACCUGGAUUUUAGCCUGUACUAACCUGGUUGCAGAUUUGCGGUAACAAGGAUUUAACGUAAUCUACUAGAGCCAAUAAUUUCAGAAUAAAUCAGAAUAUAAUCAAGUCUAAUAAUUUAUUUAACCAGGUAUGAACACAUCCAAAUCAAUACUACUAUUAAUAAUAAGAAGAAAUAAUUACAGUCAGUAUUACAUUACCAAUCAAAUUCAAAACAUACAAAACAAUACAACAUAAGAGAGUAAAAACUUGCAGACCUGGUAUAGAAAACUACACACAGUGAUCAUGCGGGAGAUCUGUCUACAGAUUCCCCGUACCUCUGGCCAGCUCUCCCCUAAAUACCCAGAUGCCAUGUGGUCCACCAAAUGGUGUUGUUUGUGAUGACCAUUUAAUGUUUGUGGAAGGAUGUACCUUAUUUACAUACAGGCGGUAAUUUGAGUGAGGGACCUUGGGUAUGCCUUUAACAGCAUGCAAUAUUUUUAUUUGAAUUGCUGUUGAGGGAAUGAGACCAUAUGAGACCUUUUGUAUAAUAUAGCAAACAUGUAUAGUCAACAUCUUAUUCGCAUUAAAACCUGUUAUGUAAUGUAUAUGGACCUUGGGUGUGUUUAAGGUGGUCUUGACACAGAGAGAAGGGUGUGAGGAGAGGAAGAAGGAAACAAUGUAGUUAUGAUCUCCUAGUCUCCACUCAGCAUGAUGUGCUAUUUCAGUUGAGGAUGCUAAUUCCCAUGAGAGUCCUUUUCCUCAGAGAGCAGUUUUCUCCAGGUUCAGACAUCUUGUCACCAGCCUUACAGUUCCAAGUAUUACCUUCUUGGCCCUCUAAAUAUAGCUGCAAGCUUCGAUCUGCAGGCUCCAAGCACUCUUAGCAAACAUCACAGAAAUCCACUUACAGAUUAGCAUAUUACUGCAGCACAUCAAAACUUUGACUUCUGAGACAUAGCUAUUUCAACUUAAGUUAAAAAUUUGCAUAUCAUCUCAGAAUCCUUUGCCAUACAUGCAUUUCAAGUUUUAUGUAAGUAUUUGCAGGAAUUCAUGAAGUACAGCUGUAAACAAGUACCACCCCACUUGGGUUGAUUGGCAUGUGGUGCCAAUACUGUUUAUAUAGUUCAACAUGAUUUAGAUAAUUAUUAAGGUUCACACUCUUCUGAGAAAUUUGUGACAGUCCAAAUCUGUUACAAUGCAAAAGUAAGUUUAGCAUAUUAUGCAAAUUUUUGUAAACUGGAGUGAGAAUGGCUAAAUGAUUCAAAUGGCCUAUUUCUAUGGUUUGACCCAAGGCAUCAGCACUAACAAUAAACUUCACUGUGGCUCUUGUUGGAAACUCUCUAUUCCCUCAGAUAUGUAUAAGUAUGUUUAGGUUAUAGUUUAAUUUCUGUCUUAUGAACUUUCUAGAACCUGUCUGUUGUGUACGUGCCAGUUUAACAUGUCACCAUAGGUACUUCCUCUUUUCUGUUAAACGAACCACACCAUAUAUGUUCAACAACUGCUGUACAUUCUUGUAUUGCCUAAGAUGUUUUUCAUGUACGUGGCCAGACAGUCCAACUGCCAUAUUAUUUCCACACAGCAGUGCGCUUAUGCACGGCUAUUUGUACCUAUAUAAACCUCUGUGAAUCUGCAAUAAAUUGGAGAAGUCUCUCUGAGAUACCCUGUGUGUCAGUGUGUUCAAUCAGACUCUCUCCGGGCCCGUAUGCGCUCUGAGGCAAACCACAUCCGCGUGGUAGCAUAGAGAAGAGAAACACUCUACUCUUAAACACAGAAAGGCUGACGGAGGAAAAAGGGAUA